AUGAAGCUCGGCGAGCGCACCACUGAACGCUCGCUGCAGCAUCUCCCAGGGAUCUUUGCGCUGCGGGCAGCUGGGAGAACGAGCGAAGCAGAGGCCGUGGUGAGCAGACCCGCUCGGAGAGAAAGGCCUGAACGCGCUGGUGUUCAGGCGCAGUGUGCCGGCUGUGAGGUUGACACAGUCAGCACCAACCCUUCAUCACAGGAGCGCGCGCGCUGUGCGGAACAUGCGGAGCACUGCGUGCUGGUGGAUCAGUGGUCAAGACAGCGGUUCUCCGCUCUCGCUCAGAUUCGUCUCUUCCGAUCGGUGGUGGCUGAGAGAUUCACCCCAGCGGAAGGCAUGCUGUUUCUCGGGACACACCUCCUCGGCCACAGCCCAGCUCAUGGCCUUCCCGAAGCUCUCGUCUGUGAACGGCUUGCCGGUGGUAGCGUGCAGGAUUCGUGCGAGGGUCCGGUCCAAAUGGGCGUGGCGGCCGUAUGCGCCCGCGGCCGGUGUAUCUGGACCCUCGGUCACUGUUACUACCAGACCAUCGUGACACCGGUGUCGCUGCCGGACUCGUCAUGCUCGCGGAUCCCUCACACGGUCACACUCCUGUCCAUCCCAGCCUCUGCCGAGGGCAACAACGGACGCAGAGGGCGAGGUUUCUCCGUGUCCAUCGACCAGCCGCUCAGCCCCACCGGUGGCUACAGUCCUGAACAUGGACCCACCAUCAGAGUCUCACAGGUGGACACAGAGUGCAUCAGUCCAGAUGUGAAAAACUCCAUUCACGUUGGAGAUAAGAUCCUGGAAAUCAACGGGACACCCAUUCAAAAUGUCCCCCUGGAUGAGAUCGACCUGCUGAUCCAGGAGACCAGCCGGCGGCUGCAGCUCACCAUCGAGCACGACCCUCACAGUCCAGGACCGGAGGGAGACUCCUCGGAGGCUGAGGAUCGAGUGAACGGCCCCCUGACCACCCCUCUGUCAGAGGGCCCUAGCCCCAACCUGCCCAUCACACAGCCCCCCUUCCCCGACAGCCUGAGAUCCCGCAUCAUCACACGGAGCUGCAGCAUUGAUAAGUCACCCGGCUCCAGCAACGCAGCAUCCCCCAUCUCCCAGAGGAAGGACAUUAAUCGAUCAGAGUCGCUGCGCGUCGUGUCCAAUCAGACGCACCGCAUCUUCCGCCCAUCUGACCUCAUCCAUGGAGAGGUGCUGGGGAAGGGCUGCUUUGGACAGGCCAUCAAGGUGACCCACAAGGAGACCGGGGAGGUGAUGGUGAUGAAGGAGUUGAUUCGCUUUGAUGACGAGACACAGAGAACAUUCCUGAAAGAGGUGAAGGUCAUGCGUUGCCUGGAUCAUCCAAAUGUGCUCAAGUUCAUCGGAGUCCUCUACAAGGACAAGAGACUGAACUUCAUCGCAGAGUACAUAAAGGGAGGCACCCUGAGGCAACUCAUCAAGAAAAUGGACAGCAACUAUCCCUGGAACCAGCGGGUCAGUUUUGCCAAGGACAUAGCUGCUGGAAUGACAUAUCUGCAUUCCAUGAACAUAAUCCAUCGGGACCUGAACUCACACAACUGUCUUGUACGAGAGGACAACACAGUGGUUGUGGCAGACUUUGGGCUGUCUCGCCUCAUGGUGGUCGACAAGCUUGAGGAGAAAUUCUCGCAGGGAAAUCUGCCCGGCCUGAAGAGGCCCGACCGCAGGAAGAGAUACACGGUGGUGGGAAACCCCUACUGGAUGGCUCCUGAGAUGAUCCAUGGGAAGAGCUACGAUGAGAGAGUAGACAUCUUCUCCUUUGGUAUCAUGCUCUGCGAGGUAAUUGGCAGGGUGAACGCAGACCCAGACUACCUCCCCAGGGCGAUGGACUUCGGCCUGAACGUGUCUGGCUUCCUGGAGCACUUCUGUCCCCCUGAUUGUCCCCCCGCCUUCUUCCCCAUAGCUGCUGUGUGCUGUGACCUCGAUGCAGACAAAAGGCCUGCUUUCUCUAAACUGGAGGAGUGGCUGGAGAACCUGAAGAUGCACUUGGACAUUGGUCUACCGCUGGUGUCUAAAGUGGACCAGAUGCACAAGGCCUUCUGGGAGAACCACAGCAUUCCCCGCCCUGAAAACGGCCUGCACACCCACCCCGAGCAGCCGGAGUAGUCCUUUACACAACUGGAGGAGUGGGAAAUUAGAUGAACCUCCACACAGGCAGCGAAUGCCUGCCUCAGGUGGAGCAGUGGCUGGAGCUGUAAAAACUCCUCCCUGUUUAACGCUGCGGGCGCAGGCUGGCUCAGGCUGGACGAGAAGACUCGGGGAAAAGGUGGAUCUGAAAAGCCACCUGUGCAAGACGCACACACACACAUUCAAAGUCAAAUCAAGAGACAUUUACUACGAUAGCUGGAUUUUGCUGAUUCUGACGCUAAAGUGGAACAUGUCAUAUGCAAUCAGACCCAACUCUCAAGUCAUGAAUCAGUUAAUCUAAUCAUUAGGUGUCAUUCCAUACACGAUUACUUAUUGUAGUGUGUAUAUUACUGUAGAAAAAGGCAAACUUCCUCUACAUUGUGUGGUAUGUGUUUCCUGGUUUCUGUGACUUUGCUUUGAUUUUGCUUUUAAAACUGAGCUUCUGAAAAACGCAAAUGCCUCCCGCAUGUCGCUUAAGACACAAAAGUCAAAUUGCUGUCAAACUUGUAAAAGUCAAACAAAACCUUUCAGGCUUUUCACUGAAGAGUGCAUAGGUGUAAAUAAUGGUGUCAGGUAGGGCUGCUCGAUUAUGGCAAAAAUCAUAAUCUCGAUUAUCUGGGUCAAUAAUUGAUAUCACGAUUAUUAAA
Notothenia coriiceps (black rockcod) is the source of this 2783-nucleotide messenger RNA. RefSeq names its product LIM domain kinase 1-like. The coding region runs from base 1 to 2115 and encodes 704 amino acids. The transcript has 16 exons. Lineage: Eukaryota; Metazoa; Chordata; Actinopteri; Perciformes; Nototheniidae. Gene Ontology annotation, molecular function: protein serine/threonine kinase activity; ATP binding; protein binding. Gene Ontology annotation, biological process: actin cytoskeleton organization; protein phosphorylation; positive regulation of stress fiber assembly. The record is from RefSeq and is a predicted model, not a curated record. Gene Ontology annotation, cellular component: cytoplasm; nucleus; neuron projection.